AUGUUAGGUAGUAAAGUAGAACUUCAAUACAGUGGUAGAAAAAAGCAGUGUUGGCGCUGCGGGAGUUUGACCCACGAAAUUAAAGAAUGUAACCAAAAACUUUGCCACAGAUGUAAAAGUCCUCACCAUCUGGUGAGAGACUGCCCAUGCUGCUACAGCUGCUACAAAAUACACGAAGCCGACGAACAAUGCCCCGAACAAACCCUCAACGAGAUAUAUAGAAUGGGAGGGAGGAACAAAAAUAAAGAAAAAAAACGCGAAAAAAGCUUAGAAAGAUUAACAAAAAAAAAGGAUAUAGAAACAGAACAAGAUAAAAUAAUAGAAGAUAAGAUAGAGAACAAUGAUAACAACACGAAAGAAAAUAACAAUAAUAAUGAAAUAAAUAAAGAGUAUAAGAGUCAAUAUAUAAUAGGUCAAGAUACCAAUGAACAAACAGAUGCGACAAACACAAACACAAAACUAGACAAUAAGGAAAAUAGAACCAACGAUAAAGAAAAAAGUAUAGAGGAGAGAUUAGAAGAGCAAAUGAAUGAGACAGUUGUCAGGGAAAAAAUUUUAGCUAUAAGUCUAGACGCAAGCCUUACAAAAGACGAGCUUCUAGAGGAGGUAGAAAAUAUAAUAAAAACGACAGACAAAAAGAAAGUAAGGAAAAGCAAAAGAAAAGCGGUACAAAACAAUAAUUAA
This is a messenger RNA of Centruroides sculpturatus (bark scorpion), 684 nucleotides long. RefSeq lists its product as uncharacterized. The record is from RefSeq and is a predicted model, not a curated record. Gene Ontology annotation, molecular function: nucleic acid binding; zinc ion binding. The transcript has a single exon. Lineage: Eukaryota; Metazoa; Arthropoda; Arachnida; Scorpiones; Buthidae. The coding region runs from base 1 to 684 and encodes 227 amino acids.